This is a messenger RNA of Leptinotarsa decemlineata (Colorado potato beetle), 1318 nucleotides long. RefSeq lists its product as uncharacterized. Lineage: Eukaryota; Metazoa; Arthropoda; Insecta; Coleoptera; Chrysomelidae. The record is from RefSeq and is a predicted model, not a curated record.
AGUGCACGGUGAAAGUACCAGCGGUCGUAUUUUGUAGCGGUAGGUAGAAUAGGUACUACCCGUAGAUUUUCGCAGAUCGCUGACAGUGUGUGAAUUGGUGGUGAAACGUUCGUUUAUCUGCUGUCGCUGACUUUCUUUCGCAUCGUAGAGGAAUCUCGCUCUGAUUGUUCACUUCAAUGGGAAACGAAAGGAGUUCUUAGAAGGUAUAACUCUCAGAGGCUUCACUAGAGUAUCAAAAAUAACAGAAGAAUUAUGUAUCACCCUAAAGUGGAAAGGCACUAGAAUGGGAAACGCUGGAAGCCAAAACGGCCAAAUCAGUCAAAGUGUCAUACAAAAAGAACAGUGGGCUCAUUCCUUCCCAAGAACCCAACCCACUAAAUUGAGUACCCAACACAAAGUACUUCCAGAGAGAGAUGUCCAACUAAAACUCAGGUCCACAAAUAAUGGAGAGAUUCUACAUUCUGGCGGAACUUUAUCGGGAAGACACAGCAAUAAAUUAGGAGAUAAAUAUAAUGAAUAUCCAACACAUGGAUUUAAGGAACAUAUUCCUCCAGCUAGAAAAUAUUUUCCCAAAGAAAGAGAUCCCCAACACAAGUCCAGGGCCCAAGGAGUGCAACACAAACUCAGUCAGAAUGCUUCUAGUCAAAAUAAGGGUCUACAUGGGCAGAUGAAAUUGUAUGUGUCAGAACCAGAUCUGCGGUACCCUUCGAGUCAAGAAUUCAAAGAUAAACGGUCCAAGAAAAAAUACAAAGCACCUCCGCCCCCCCAAAAUCUAUCAACGCUAAUGGUAAUUAUAACCAUAAUAAAAAGAGUGGAGAACAAAGUGGUAACAUUGUUAACAAGUAGCUCAGAGUUCUUAAGUGACAUUGAGUGUCAGUGAAAUAUCUAAAAAUUGUAAUUAUUCAGUUACCCUAUUUGCAUGCUAAUGUCAGAUUUUUCCUAAGGAAGCAUUCAAUAAUGGUCCUAUUUUCUAUCGCUACUUCUCGUGACAUAUCGAUUAAUAUCAAUCUCAAACAUAAUCGAUGUUACUCAGGAAUGCAUAGUGUGAAAAAUCAACUUCUAGUGCAUGUACUUGCUUCACGUGUCUGAACUCUGAAUCACAUCAUGUCUAAUUUAAUUUUUUUUUUUUGCUAAUAAUACUAUUCUACCACUUUCCAGACUGUUUCAUUUAAAACUAUUUCAUUGAAAUAUUAAAACACCUGAAUUAAUUGUAUUUUUAAUACGACCUUGGAUAAAAGUACAAAGGAUUCCACUGACCAUCAAUAUGUCAAAAGCUGACCACCCACAUAUAUAUAAUAAAGUUCUUUUUGUUCCACCU